GCACUAACAGAUAUCACAAAGAGCAUACAAACGUUCUUAGAUUGACGGAUACAACUGCCGAUCGACGUUGAUUUGCAUAUCCCAUAACAUCUCUCUCUCACAAAAUGGCAAAAACAGUUCAUCACGUUCUUGAAAUCCUAACGAUCCUUAAUUUUUUCUCCAGUUUCUUCAUGCCUGCACAUUCCACCUCCUUGAACUCUUUCGUCUAUGGCGGCUGCUCACAGAUAAAGUAUGCACCAGACUCGCCAUACGAGUCGAACCUUAACUCACUCCUCACUUCCCUAGUGAACUCAGCCACUUACUCUUCCUACAACAAGUACACAGUCAUGGGGUCAAGCCCACAAGACGUAGUAUACGGUCUGUACCAAUGCCGGGGCGACUUAGCCAUGCCUGAUUGCGCCACCUGCGUGGCUCAAGCAGUGACUCAACUCGGCCCAUUGUGCUCACAAACAUGCGGCGGAGCCAUACAGUUAGAAGGGUGCUUUGUGAAAUAUGACAAUGCUACAUUCAUAGGAGUGGAGGACAAGACUGCUGUGAAGAAGAAAUGUGGACCGUCUGAUGGUUUCAACAACGACGAAAUGAGCCGCCGUGAUGCGGUGUUAUCAGGCUUGAAUGGUGGCGGUGGGGCCUACAGGGUGGGUGGCUCUGAGGAUGUUCAGGGUGUGGCGCAGUGCGUGGGGGAUUUGAGUAUGGGCCAGUGUCAAGAUUGUUUGACGGAGGCGAUUAGGCGGCUGAAAGGUGAGUGCGGUGGCGCUGUUUUUGGGGACAUGUUCUUGGCCAAGUGCUAUGCUAGGUACUCAACCAGUGGAGCUCAUGUUUAUGCAAGAUCCAACCAUGAUUCGUCAGACAACGAAUCGGAGAAGACAUUUGCUAUAAUAAUUGGAUUAUUAGCUGGGAUUACUUUAUUCAUCGUUUUCUUGGUGUUCAUGAGAAGGCUCUUUUGGGGAAAUGGUAAAUGAAUGACAAAAGUUUCAAGAAAAAUUCGUGUCCCAGUUCGAUUUGUAGCUAGCUAGGAUUUGCAACUUUUGAUAACCCUUUUGACUUGCCAUGUUUUCAUGGUGGACAUCAACUUGCCUUUCUAUCUUUGUUUAUCUUUUCUGCAAAAUAUUAUUUGGAAUUUGUAUCAAAAAGGAUACUCUCUAAAAAAAGAUGUGAAAUAGGAGCAUGGACUCCAAUACAAAACCUAAAAAAGAGAAGGGAAAAAAGGAGAGUAAGAUUCCACCCAUCUCCACUUAACAAAAGUUGUUUUGGCUAAUGUGGAAAAAUGGUCGAUUCUUUUUGUAAAGGAGUGCAUUUAUAAUAUUCCUAUGAUGCAUUUCUUCUGUUACAUAUUCGUGUUUCGAACAUUCAAUACGCAUACAUACAUAUGUAUAUAGUACAAUCCAUCUAACAAGAUAUAACGUAUAUGCA
Molecule: messenger RNA, 1410 nt
Organism: Olea europaea var. sylvestris
Lineage: Eukaryota; Viridiplantae; Streptophyta; Magnoliopsida; Lamiales; Oleaceae
Product: cysteine-rich repeat secretory protein 60-like
Exons: 3
Coding region: 105-959 (284 amino acids)
Cellular component (GO): plasmodesma
Source: RefSeq, a predicted model, not a curated record